AUGAAGUGCAGCGGGGAGAUAAAUGUCGACAAACGGGUCGUGUACAUGGGCUUGAUGCUCUGUACUCUGGCGUACCCGGUCGCGGCGCUCAUGAUCAUUGUUCGAGAGGAGAACUGGUACGACGAUGAAGGAAAUAAGCUUGGUCACCCGCUUCCUCAAAUCACCUGUCCCAUUGCAGGGGCAGAAAGUGACGCUGAUUGUGCACCGACUCCUCUUGCGUACGCAAACAUAAACGCAAUCAUUUGGGUAUUUGUUGUAAAUGAGUUCAUUAUGCAUUCUACCUACGUUCUUUACGUGAAACUCUGGGCAACAGGAGGCAUGAUUCUCAGCUUUCGACGCGAGCUACUUUCCAUCAUCGCUUUCCUUGCUCCCGAGUUAACUCUGAACUCGGUCUUCUACUACGUCCAAACGAUGCCAGUGGUCCGGGAGUGGUUUCCGGGGCUGAAGAACUUCACAUACCCACUUCUCGUCUCAUUCUUCUUAGGCGCGACUGUGUCCAUGCUCUACGGUGUAGGGACUUCACAAACCACAGAUCAAUUUCGACGGACAGUGACCCUUGCUGGGCCUGGCCUGAUGUUUCUUUUCGUUGACUGGUUCAGCCGGUCUGUCUUUUUGCCAUUUUUCGAAUUGAUGCAGAAUACAUUAACGGAUUUGAACGUCAGUACCUUUGUUCUUGCUAUAUUCGAGUUGAUUCUCACGAACGUGUACGGCUCUCUUUUCUUGCCGGCAACCCAAAAGCUCUGCGUCUUUCUUGCUCGCUUCUUUUACAACGUGUCUUACGGAGUCGACUCGAAAGUGACUCUCUACGACUACGUCAAUCUUCAGGCGAAUGAUCCAAAACUCUCUCCUCAAGACCCUCUGUCGAAACGGACAACUCUAGUCAGUCCAAGUGACAUUGGUACUUUCGACCCGGGUUUGCACCACAGCAGCAUCGUUAUUGGCCGCAAAAGGAGUUCUGCGCGGACAAGCGUUUCCACUGCGGCUGCCGAACUUCAGAAAAUGGAACGCGAACGGACGAGCACCGCGGCUGCUGCAGUGUAUGAAGAGACGGCAGUCGUCGAGCUGAGAGACGAUCCGUCUUUGCACGCGACCCCGCCGUCUUUCUGCAGCGAAUCGAGCCUCAAGAUUGCGGAGACAGGUGCCAUGAUCGAGGCACCGGCACAGGACGAUCCUGAGCAGGGGUUCUCUCAGGCGAGCGGCCCGAGCCGUUCGGCUUCGAAUGCAAACGGUUUUCUCUCUAAAGAGACUGCGGAAGACCGUCAAAGUGGAGAAGGGGAGACCCACCCGAAUGCCCGUCGCCAGCCUAGCAACAUUUCACAGCUUGGCGACGAAGAGGAGCAGAGCCUCGCAAAACUGUCUGACCAGUAUGACCAGACCGAAACACGUCGAAUGGCCUCACAAAGCAGCAAAAGCGACGAACGACCUGCUGUGCAGUUGCUUCCGGAACGAAUGGACAUCCUCUCAGGCAGCGAGGACAGAAGAAAGUCGUUUGCCUCUUCCUCCACUCCACGGGGGGCCGAGGAAGAAUGGGCGUCAAAGCCGAGCAACAGCUUCACGCGACUCAUGGCCGCAACAACCCCGGACAAGGAUUUCGAGUGCAUGGGAAGCAUGAUUAGCGGGAAAGAAGGGCGGAUCUGUGGAGUGAAGGACACCGCAGAAACGGCGGCGUUCCGGAACAAUGUGUAUAUCCCGUACAGGAAGGGCUUUGGUAGCGAUGCCGUUGAGUUUGAGAAGAUUAUUACGUGGUUCAACUUGAUCUGGGAUAGCUGGCGAUUCCUACUUUUGCGGGCAGUUAUGGUCAAGACCUCGAACGUGGUCAUUUUCUUCAUUAUGAUUUUCAAGGAUUUCAUCUACUCAAUGUGGCACUUUUGCGUUCGAUACAACGAGUCGUGCAUGCUCUUCUUUCUCGAACUCCGAUCCGUCGACACUCCGAAAAACCGGAGAAUCUUAUCCAUCCUUCACUGGUUUCAAGUCCUCGUCGUCCGCCCCUUUCUCGCACCAAAAUCUCUGACGCGCGUCGUCUGGAGAUCGCAACUGCUCUUUGGUCUGAACAAGCAACGCGCGGAGAGUCGCAUGCGGAGUGCGGCGUGCCGCGCGCACAGCCGAGUCAGAGAGAUCGGCAUACGCACACUGAGCAACAUCCACGAUAAAGAACCCUGGGAUGCGCCAAACAACGGGACGCCAGCGAAAGCCCUUCGGGGGUUCGGAAUACUCCUCGGCAAGUUCUGGAAGGACUUGGGGCACGACAUCGCUGCGCAUUUCCGAGAGGAAGCGAAAGGCAUUCUUCAGUACCUCUCGAACCGCGCCCACAACUCGCGCUACGUCCGCCCGUUCCGCAAGAGGGCUUCGUCGAUCAAAAGCACUCAAGAGGCCGAAGAGUGCGAUGUCGAAUACCACUAUGCCACAGAGCUUGUCAUCAUCCGAAACGUGCCCAUAACAGUCACGAAACGCUCCAAGAGGAGUUCCAGCCUGUUCAGUCGGUCUCACCACGGGUCGGAAUCUGGAACCGAGUCGGUGCUUUCCGCUUCCGACUCGCAACUCGCAGGCCCCGGGAAAAAGAAACGCAGGUCCAGUGCUCUUUCCCUCAGUGAUAUUUUCCGCAGCCGCCAGGAUUCGGCCUUCCGCACGAUGCAUGCGGCUUGGCUCUCUCAAGUUGUCGAGGAAGUGCAGUCUCUCAUCUACAAUCGAACCUGGCCUCGGCUGCUGCAGAAAUUCAUGUCUUCGCUCUCCCUCGUCGUCAGUGACAUUAUCGCUGAAAACACAAAGAUCGGCCUUCUACCUGCUUAUCAAACGUUCGGGCUGUUUCGUACCUACGCCGGCCGGCUUCGUCUGUUCAUUAUGUUUUCCUUCGAUGUUGUUGAAGUGUGUACGGUGUACAAGGUCCAAACGAUCAGCCGCUUCUACAAGAGCCUAAAAGAUGGGUUCAACAACCACCACGAUGGCCCUCUCGUCAUGCUGUGCACCAUUAACUGCGCGGGGAUUCUGCUAUACUUUGGUCUCCUUCGUUAUGUUCGAUUUGCCGACAUCAAUGGAGACAAGCUCAUUCUCCCGGAUAACUGCCAGCACGAAAUGCUCAACCAGUUAAACCUUUCAAAGUAG
Molecule: messenger RNA, 3099 nt
Organism: Neospora caninum
Lineage: Eukaryota; Apicomplexa; Conoidasida; Eucoccidiorida; Sarcocystidae
Exons: 2
Coding region: 1-3099 (1032 amino acids)
Source: RefSeq, a predicted model, not a curated record